Messenger RNA from Caenorhabditis remanei, 384 nucleotides. RefSeq lists its product as uncharacterized. The transcript is spliced from 3 exons. Bases 1 to 384 code for a protein of 127 amino acids. The record is from RefSeq and is a predicted model, not a curated record. Lineage: Eukaryota; Metazoa; Nematoda; Chromadorea; Rhabditida; Rhabditidae.
AUGAAUAGAUUCACUCUGCUUAUUUUCUGUUCUUCUCUUUUCAUUCUCAAUGGAAAUGCAUCAAUUGCUAGAAAGAUGGUUAAAGAUGGCGAACAGAUCCCAGUUAAAUUUGGGAAUGUUUCUGCGAUCAAGAGAAACGUAACCGCUGGUGAACAAAUUUUCCAUUUUGAUGGAACUCAUAAGGGAAAAUUUGUGGAUUCGAAAGGCAAAGAAAUCGACUCAUCGAAUUAUUCAAUCGAAAACGGAACAUUGAUCAUCAAGAAGUUUUCGAAAGCGGAUGAAGGAUCGUACGUCUCUGAGCCGAACCUAGUCUUCAAGAAAGAUUCGGAUGGGGGAAUGUCUGCUGUUCCCGGCCCAAGAAUCAUUAUUGAAAUCAAACAGUAA